ACGGUGCCGGGGCUCUGCCGCGCUGAGGCCGCGGGCCCGGGCGGUAACCGGGGGUGCCGGCUCUGCCUGUUGCAGAGCUCAGCCGUGCACAACUCGGCCGAAGUGUCUGAAAUUCGCGGCUUCCGAGAAAAAGACACCAACGGAGAUGCUUUGUGGGUUUGGUGUUAUCCGUCCGUAACAGCUGAACUGAGGACUCUGUUGCUGCGAAAGUGCUGCCUUACAGAUGAAAACAAAUUGCUUCAUACGUUUGUAUUUGGCCAGUAUAAAAGGUCUUGGUUCUACAUCACAACGGUAGAAGUUCAAGAUUCUCCAGCCUUGAAAAAGGUGACCCACUUCUCCAUUGUCCUGACGGCCAAAGACUUCAACCCAGAGAAAUAUUCUGCCUUCACCAGGAUUCUCUGUAGAAUCUACUUGAAGCAUGGAAGUCCAGUUAAAAUGAUGGAGAGUUACAUUGCAGUCCUAACAAAGGGYAUCUGCCAAAGUGAAGAAAAUGGAUCCUUCCUCAGCAAGGAUUUUGAUGCUCGGAAGGCUUACCUUGCUGGUUCCAUCAAAGAUAUAGUGUCUCAGUUUGGAAUGGAAACAGUUAUUUUAUAUACAGCACUGAUGUUAAAGAAGAGAAUUGUAGUGUACCAUCCUAGAAUAGAAGCUAUCCAGGAAUUUACCAGGACUUUGCCUGCUUUAGUGUGGCAUCGACAAGACUGGUCAAUUCUUCAUUCAUAUGUGCAUCUAAAUGAGGAGGAACUGGAAGCCUUAAAAGCCUGCACAGGUUACAUCGCUGGAUUUACAGACUCUGAAGUGAACAGUAGAUCAGACCUCUAUGAUGUGUAUGUGAAUUUGGCAGACAGUGAGAUUACAGUUUCACCUGUAGUAAAAGAGGCAAUGACAAUGGGAAAACUUCACAAAGAAAUUGGACAACUAAUUGUCCAAUCUGCAGAAGAUCCAGAUAAAUCAGACAGCCAAGUCAUUAAGGACAUUUCUCUGAAGACAAAAGAAAUCUUGGCUACUUUAGCCUCACUUACUGAAGUUUCUGAUGGCAAUGGAAAACCAACCCUUAAUGCCGAAGCCCUGAAACAAAAGCGAUUUCCACCAGCCACAGAAAACUUCCUUUUUCAUUUAGCAGCUGCUGAACAAAUGCUCAAAAUCUGAUUUUGAUGCACUGCAGUGUUAUGGACCAAUUCAGAAAAGCUGUCUCUGCCAUCCAGAUAGGUAUACCUGKUAUUUUAUAUGAAAAGCUAAAGGUAGGAGUGAAUGUCAUAGUUACCAUAAUAUAAUGCAGGAUAUUGGAGUWUGACUGGGAACAUAUGGAGAUGUAUUUGGGAACAUUCCUGGUGUCAUUAUCUCUCCCCAACUCUGUGUCUAUGGCUCCUGUAUUUCACAUCACAAAGUGAGUGGAUGUACAAGCAGCACAGGCCAGUGUGUCCAGGCUGUGGCAGACAUCUGUGUGGUGGCUGUUUGUCCUGCACAUUCCAGUGGAUGGACAGCUCUGACUUGUCUGCCUGGGGUCUGGAACACCACUGCAGCACAGCUGGGAUCUGCUGGGAUGUGCUGAUCUCKGCACAGGGAUACCCUGAACAUGCAMCUGGUCUGAGCACUCCUUCUGGGCUUCCAGGGAUGUCAGCCAGUCAGAGCUCUUGCUGUGGACUGCCUGAUACCUGGAAAUCCUAAAUAAAUGGACAAGUUCUCUCUUUCUACUUGAAAAUGUCUAGGUGURAAUAAAGGAUGUCUGGGAAAACCUGAUGUGUUAGCCUUAGUAUGAAAAGGAAGGGGUAUUUUGAAGCUCAGKUGUGAGUUGAGCACCUCUUUUGGACUCUUGCCUUAGAGGUUUCCCCCCUUUCACUCCAUCCCAUKCCUCUGAUGGAGGGAUAAGAUAGAGGAUUACUGUGCUUAAAAUGGGGCUUCUUAGGGGGUCAUGGGCAAGUGCUGCCUUACAGCUGCACUCAUUUGAGAAGUUGUUGGGGUUCUCAGCCGAGAAGAGACCUGGCCAUUGAUUCCUGAUCCACAUGAGAGAAAGUCAGAAAAGUUAAAGCCUUAUGGACAGGAGUGCUCMAAUGGCCAGGUACCACAAGUAGAGCAUCAGUUUCUUGAAUGACUGGAGCUGUAACACAGGUACUGUUUGAUGGUGCUCUGUGUAAACUAAAUCUAGACUGAAACUUUUGAAGACAUAGUGAAAACUGGGAAAGAGUUUAGAGAAAAUUAAAAUUUGCCUAUUUGUCUGGUUGCACAGCCAUAACUCAAGAGUUUUUUUGGUUUUUGUUUUUUUUUUUUUACUGAGCAGCCUGAAGCUAACUGCUUUACAAUCUUCUGAGAAGAAUUUAGAGUCUUUGUAGGGAAAUGCUCUGAGCCAAACAAUCUGUAUUUGUUCAGAAAUGUCCACAACAAAUCAAUCAAUUCUGCAGUAGCACUUUGUUAGAAGAAAAAAAUAACCUUUUUCCUGGCCUUUGUACAGAUGGACUGUAGCAUGUGGUUUUACAUAGAGAUUUUAUACUUAUGAUUAAAACUUUAGUAACCAAUAUUUAUAUGUUAAAUAAUUGGAUGUUUGCUAUUCUGAAACUGGUAGAGCUCAUCAGUAACUAUGUGCAAGCAAUAUUGGUUGGAAAAAGAGUUGUCCUWUUGCUAUGUAUCAUACCUGAAGGAAAUCUGUUUUAGAAUGGGAUUAAGGAAUGUGACAUCUGUGUAUAAAAUGGGUGGUUAUCACAGUCAGAAAGAAAGUGCUUCAGAACAAUCCCCUAUUUUCAGGGGUGUAAAAUUCUGCUUUAACACUUAGUCUGAAGUUUAAAAUCUGAAUAGAGUAGCAUGUAUUUUUUUUUAACUUCUGAGAAAAAUACUACAAUUGCCUUUGUUUACCUGUAAGUGCCCUGCAGCUUUUUUUUUUCCCCCAUUUGCCCAUUAAUGUUUUUUGUUAAUGGUUCUUUAAUAUUGCUGCUUUUGUUUUGGAGCCUAUAAAACAGUUCAAAUAGAAGAACUGCAAAACUCUGCUGAAAAUUCAAUUCAAAACCUACUUUAAAGUCCACUGAAAUGGAAUUCUUUCACCAAGGAAAACCUGAAUUUGCUUCAGCCAGCUGUCUUAAAACCACAGUGUAACUGAGAAGAAAUUCCCAUCGUUUCUUAUUAACAAACUGCCUUAAGGCAUAUCUAGAGACAACCACAAAAGGCAGAGAAGCUGAAUUGCAAACUAAACCUUGAUGCCUGUUUUGUUUUCUGUUUUGGAAAUGUUUCAGUUGAAAAUCUCAGUGUUGUAUUAGAUCUUCUCUUUUUGUUUGUGCAACACAGCUGAAAUACAAUUUUGCACUUAAGGAACUGGACUCAUAGCAUGCUUAUGCCUAUUAAAAAAUUCCUGAACAGUCUACCCUUUCAUAUAUGUAAAUUUAUUCUUGAGUAGUUGUGCCCAUGGAGCCACAGGCCUUAGCUUUUAGUUUUGCAAUACUGGGAUUGAGCUAGGGUUUGGUGUUURGGUUGGAAAUGUACUGCUACAUGUUCAAACACUUCUGUCAUUGCUGAUUUUAUCAUCAGUGCUGUACAACAUUAUUGGCUUCAGCUCAGCUUCACUGCAUUCAAARGAUUGUCCUAAUGUUCUUGCAUUUUCUUAAUGACUUUGUUUCUUCUCAAAAAAGGUUUAAAAUAAAAUAGAAAAAUCUGUGAGGUCAGGACAGAAAAAUAUUUCUACUUAUUUCUUGCUUCCCUUUCCCCAGGAUGCACAYAAGCAGACUGUGGAUGCAGUUGCUCUUUUGCAGUCAUAACAUCCUUUCUUCCUCCUAGAAGCAAAGACCAUUUAAAAUGGAAUUUUUAUUCAUACCUUUUAAUCUUACUGCUUUUCUGUUCUUGGAGAAAUAUGAAAUGGUGAAUGGUUCCUGUGCCAUAACAUUUCCACUGUGUUUGCAGAAAUUGGAACGUAGAGAGUGAGAAGGGCAGAGGCUUGCAAAGGGGAGCAGGAAUAAACACUUCAGUCUCUGUGGCUGAGGUUUUGCUGAGUAAAUUGGGUUACUUGCUUUACUGCUUUCAUCCCUGGRGUUUUAGUUCCUGGUAUGAGCUGCCCUGCCCUGUUUCCCUGCAGGCAAAUGUGUGAGGGGGGAAUGUUCAACUGAGCAGUGUAAUGCUUUGUAACCCAGAAAAACUUGACAUGAGACAUCUGAUAGAAUCCAUCUUAAAUGUCCUGGCUGCUUCUGCUUUUAUCCUCUGACUGCUCCUGAAAUGGGUACUGAGGGUUUGUUAAUUGUGUGAUCUGAGAUGUCACUUGAAGCAUAUCAAUCUCUAGAUACAAAACAAGCUGUAAAGCUCAGUAUAGGGAAUUCAUAGCUGCCUCCUAGUGCCUUGCACCCUUCCCAAGGAAGCUGUCUGGCUGGAGUCUGAGUCAGAGGCUUCUCUGGUCAGGUGAAGUCAUUCCUUGGAGCUGCUGAGUGAUGUGGGACUUGGGUGGAGACUCCAAAGACGGGGCAACAGCUCC
Molecule: messenger RNA, 4441 nt
Organism: Malurus melanocephalus (red-backed fairy wren)
Lineage: Eukaryota; Metazoa; Chordata; Aves; Passeriformes; Maluridae
Gene: DENND10
Product: DENN domain containing 10
Exons: 9
Coding region: 436-1146 (236 amino acids)
Biological process (GO): regulation of early endosome to late endosome transport; protein transport
Cellular component (GO): late endosome
Molecular function (GO): small GTPase binding; guanyl-nucleotide exchange factor activity
Source: RefSeq, a predicted model, not a curated record